Messenger RNA from Asparagus officinalis (garden asparagus), 1183 nucleotides. RefSeq lists its product as uncharacterized. Gene Ontology annotation, biological process: ceramide metabolic process. The transcript has 7 exons. Gene Ontology annotation, molecular function: hydrolase activity, acting on carbon-nitrogen (but not peptide) bonds, in linear amides. NCBI's taxonomy places the organism in Eukaryota, Viridiplantae, Streptophyta, Magnoliopsida, Asparagales, Asparagaceae. Bases 115 to 981 code for a protein of 288 amino acids. Gene Ontology annotation, cellular component: membrane. The record is from RefSeq and is a predicted model, not a curated record.
ACUUGGACGUGUAAAGAACGGAAAAAAGGCACCGACGCCCGAGUCAUUUGAAGGGAGAAAAAGAACCAAGAAGAUCAAAUCAAACUGAGAGAGAGAGAGGAGAGAGAGGAGACCAUGGCAAAAUCGAAAUAUUACGCGUGGGCAGCAGCGAUCGCGAUCUUCAUCGUUCUGAUGAUCGUAACUCCUUCAAUCCCUCAGUCCCAAGACUACCACGACUUCGCCGAUCAGCGCACCUUGUUCUUCGGAAUACCUAAUACACUAAAUGUGAUUUCAAACUUUCCUUUCCUUAUAGUGGGAAUGAUUGGGCUUAUUCUUUGCCAUUACAGAAAUUAUUUGAAGUUGAGCCUGCAGGGUGAAUUAUGGGGUUGGUCGUGCUUCUUUAUUGGUGUAGCUGCUGUUGCUUUUGGUUCAUCUUAUUACCAUCUAAAGCCAAAUGAUUCUCGACUUGUCUGGGAUCGCCUACCUAUGACUAUUGCAUUCACAUCAAUCAUGGCAAUCUUCAUCAUUGAGAGGGUUGAUGAGAAGACAGGAGCAACAUCUAUCAUACCUCUUCUUGUGGCUGGCAUAUUGAGCAUUUUAUAUUGGAUAACCUUUGAUGACCUUAGGCCAUAUGCAGUUGUGCAGUUUGUUCCUUGCAUUGUUAUACCUUUAAUGGCUAUAUUGAUGCCUCCGAUGUAUACACAUUCUACUUACUGGCUAUGGGCAGCAGUUUUUUAUCUGUUAGCGAAAGUGGAAGAGGCUGAAGAUAAAGUUAUUUACAAAUGGGCUCAUCAUAUUGUCAGUGGGCAUACCCUUAAGCAUCUCUGUGCUGCUAUGGUUCCUGUAUUCUUGACACUCAUGCUUGCAAAGAGGAGCAUUGAACCCGAGAGGAAAAGUUUAUUUGAAACAUGGAAAUUUUACUGGAUAAAAGUGAAAGAUGACGAGUACAAAACACAGAGCUUUGACUGUGAGUAUGCUGCUGUAAGAACUAGUGAACCGUGAUAACCGUCAGGAGUUCUAUACAAUGUGAGAUUUGUGAUGCUACAAAGGGGAUUUUAGAUUUUAGUAUGUCGCAUAUAUAUUGAGUUUCAUUGUAAAUAGUAUAACACUGAAAAGAUUUCAGUUGAAUGUACACAGAUGAACAAAACCGUUGAAUUAUAAACACACACGCACACAAAUCGUAUUGCCUAUAUCUUAAAGCUCA